AAAUUCAUUCCACAAAUAGACUCAUUUCAUGUUUAGCUUGUUUCUUGUAACGAUUUAUCGAAGAUGGAAGAAUUACUCGUGUUGUUAAUUACGAUCGAGUUGUCCUUUCGUUUUCUCUAGCCGCUUCUGUGCUUUUACGUGCGCACGUGUACAUGUUUUAUAUGUGUAUACUGUCAUUCGAAGUGCUGAACGUAACCUUGAAAAGACCACCCUCGGUGCAUAGGUUCAAUCGCAGCGGGUGAAGCGCAUAAUUCUUGUUAUCUCUGCUGGAUUAAGAGAUCAUAUUGCAACUUCCAAUCGUCGAUCGUAAUUUCCGAUAAAAUGUCUUCGUAAAAGAUCGGGAAGCUAUCAGAAAGUGACGUUUGAUUACUGGUUGUAAUAAGAUAUAAAUUGUAGGUUAGGUAAGAAUACUAAAAGCUUCAUUGAAAAAGUAGAAAAAUGUUCUUAAGAAUUUAGGCGGUGAAUGCCGCUGUUGCGUGCGACAAUUGUUUUAUUGAAAUCAGUAUGGUGCAACGUUCAGUCGCGCCUAGGCGCAAUGUCAGAAUUCUUUUAAUUGGUGAUCGUGGAGUCGGCAAGACUUCUUUAAUCUUAUCGUUAGUCAGUGAGGAAUACGCAGAGGAUGUACCCUGCAAAGCGGAAGAAAUCACUAUUCCGGCUGAUGUUACCCCGGAACAAGUACCAACGCACAUUGUAGAUUACUCAGGUACUCGUCAAAAAUCCGCUGAACAAACUGAAGAUCAGUUAACUGAUGAAAUUCAGAAAGCACAUGUAAUUUGUGUUGUAUAUUCGGUGGUCGACGAGGACACUUUGGACAGAGCAGCUACAUAUUGGUUACCACUAAUUCGACGAUGUUCGUCAAACAAUCGUUGUCCAGUUGUUCUUGUUGGAAAUAAGAUUGAUCUUGUUGACUACUCUACUAUUGAGGCUGUAUAUCCAAUAAUGAAAGAAUUCACUGAAAUAGAGAGUUGUAUAGAGUGCUCUGCCAAAACAUUACAAAAUGUUUCAGAAACAUUUUACUAUGCACAAAAAGCUGUUUUACAUCCUACUACACCACUCUACAAUUAUGACACUCAGGAGCUUACAGAAGAAUGUAAGAUUGCAUUACAAAGAAUUUUCAAAAUAUGUGAUUUAGACAAUGAUGGCUUGCUAGAUGACACUGAAUUAAAUGCAUUUCAACAAUGGUGCUUUAAUACCCCAUUACAACCACAAGUAUUGGAGGAUGUGAAGGCUGUAUUAUCAAAAAAUAUUCAAGAUGGCAUUUGUUGUGGAUGUGUUACUAUGAAAGGUUUUAUGUACCUUCAGUGUUUAUUUAUACAAAGGGGAAGAAAUGAGACUACUUGGGCAGUGUUGAGAAAAUUUGGUUAUGACAAUGAGUUACAAAUGUCCAAAGAAUAUAUAUAUCCACCAUUAAAGGUUCCUGUUGGAUGUACGACUGAAUUAUCACAUAAAGGACAGGAAUUUUUAACAUUAUUGUUUAUGCAACAUGAUCGAGAUCGAGACGGUGCUCUUUCUCCAUCAGAAAUGGAAUCAUUAUUUUCAAGAUGUUUAAUACCACCUUGGGGAGAUGAAUAUAAGUACACUGUACCAACUAAUGAAAAAGGAUGGAUCACACUUCAAGGAUAUAUGUGUCAAUGGGCGCUGUUGACUCUCACAAACGUGCGAAAAACAUUAGAGUAUAUGGCAUAUUUAGGUUACAACAUGUAUAAUAAUGAAUGUCAGACAAAUGCGAUUCUAGUUACUCGUGAAAAAAAGUUAGAUCUGGCAAAAAAACAGUCUAGUAGAAAUGUGUAUAGUUGCCAUGUAAUUGGCCCGAAAAGUAGUGGAAAGACAACAUUAUGUAGAACGUUUAUUGACCCUAAACUCGAGGUAUACGUGCUUAAAUUAACCGAUGAAAUAGUCCCGCCAAGUUCACAUAUUGCUGUAAACACGAUACAUGUAUAUGGUCAGGAAAAGACAAUAAUUCUGCGAGAUAUAAACAUACUUAAUGUUCAAGAUGCUUUAACGCCAGCACAAAUUCAAUGUGAUGUGGCAGCUCUCGUUUACGAUGCUAGUAAUCCUAAAUCAUUUGAAUAUAUUGCACGGAUUUAUAUUAAAUAUUUUGCAGAUAGUAAGAUCCCUGUUCUCAUAAUAGCAAAUAAGAGUGAUCUUUCUGAAGUAAAGCAAGAUUAUUUAUUACAACCAAUAAGUUUUUGCAAUAAGUACAAAUUGAUGCCACCACAACCUUAUAGCAUCUCCCGUACAAUACGACGUGAAAUCUUUGUUAAAUUAGCAACAAUGGCAGCCUUCCCCCGCUUUCAAGGAGCAUGGGUAUUAUUUUACAGAGACAGUCCUUUGAGGCGAAUGGUCCACAUGUUGCUUGUCAAACCCUCACCCACUCAGUGGUGGAGUUCUUUUACAAGACAUAUAAAUCAAUUUGGAUUAUUACAAGGAGAUUCAAUCGUCUGGUGGAAAGCUGGUCUUGGAAUUGCAGUUGCUACUGUUGCAGGUUUUGUGGUGAUGCGCGUCUUAAAUACAGAAAAAAGAUAGUCUACCAUAUUUCUUUUCUUGCACAUUUAACUGCCUCUUUUGGUCGAGUAUAAAAUCAUCUUUAACAAACGCGUUAAGUUAAUAAAUAAUGUUCUUAAAUCA
Frieseomelitta varia is the source of this 2628-nucleotide messenger RNA. It is a transcript of the gene Miro, whose product is annotated as mitochondrial Rho GTPase. Gene Ontology annotation, cellular component: mitochondrial outer membrane. Bases 505 to 2526 code for a protein of 673 amino acids. Gene Ontology annotation, biological process: small GTPase-mediated signal transduction; mitochondrion organization. Gene Ontology annotation, molecular function: calcium ion binding; GTP binding; GTPase activity. The transcript has 14 exons. The record is from RefSeq and is a predicted model, not a curated record. Lineage: Eukaryota; Metazoa; Arthropoda; Insecta; Hymenoptera; Apidae.